Messenger RNA from Symbiodinium natans, 1910 nucleotides. The record is from the annotation of a GenBank genome assembly. NCBI's taxonomy places the organism in Eukaryota, Dinophyceae, Suessiales, Symbiodiniaceae.
AUGCUGCUUGCUUUCUGCGCCGCCUUGUGCUUCUGGGGAGCUGCGGCUGCGUAUGCGGCAGCGGAGCCAGCUUUCCAUUCCUUGCUUCAGAUUCAAAGCGAGCUGGCGCCUCUCAUGCCAGUGCCCCAACGAGAUUGCUCUGCAUUGGCAGGGGACGACUGUAGCUUUAAAGCCGAAGGUGGGGCCGAAUUCAACUGCACGGUUGAGCAUGCGUCGCGCCUCAUGUAUGAGACGUGGGUGCCGCCUGGAGCUUCCGUCCUACAUGUUGGGGCACGCUAUGGUCAGACCUCAUGCCUGCUCUCAAGAGUCUUGACGGACCAGAACUCCAAGCUCGUCUCUGUCGAGGCUGACCCCAGUGUGUGGGAUGUUCUGCAAGAGAACUUGGAGGAGCACAACUGCCGAAGCGAGGUGGUACAUGGUGUGCUUGGGCCUCGCAGCCUCAAGAUCAUCACGCCCGACUGGGCAAAGAAAGACGGCAUCAACGGCUAUGGGGACCUGGCCGUGGAUGUCGAUGACCCGAGGCCAGGUUUGAUCUCGCCGGCCCAUACGGUUCAGUCCCUUGGCGCGAGCUUCGACACUCUGGCGAUCGACUGCCAGGGUUGCUUUGCCACCUUCCUGGAUGACAACCCCGUGCUGCGGCAGACGCUCUCCCUGAUCAUCGUGGAGGUUCACCAGUGGUCUUCGGAGCCGAGCACAGUGGAGAAACUGCUCCAGGAAGGCUGGGAGUUGAAGCAGAAAGUGAUGAGGCAGCACGUGCUGUGCAAGGGCCCCUGCGUCAGCCAGUGCGAUCCUGGCUGGGCUGAGCAGCACGCGCGACAGUACUACGGAGACGAGCUUCUUGGUUUUCAGGAUGGUGGGGCAGGGGUCCUUCGACCGCAGACGGCCAAACGGGAAGUCAAAGCCUUACAGCGGAACACCCGCAGGAUACGAGUGGCCUCCAUGGUGUUCAGCCAGACGUUUGAGACCGUGAUGGGCAUCAUCAUCGUGGGCAACAUCGGACUCAUCAUGUAUGAGGCAAAUCAGGACGCCAAGUGCUUUCCCGACUGGGCCGGCAGAAACAUAGACUGCCCACAUCGGAGCGACUCCAUAGCCUGGCUCGUGUGGACCAAUCUGCUCCUUCUGAUCACCUACACGGUCGAGUGCGGCAUCCGCUUCUACGUCGAGCGGACGAGCUUCUUCUGCAACAAGUGGAACAUGAUCGACUUGGUCAUCGUGAUCCUCGGGUGGUCGAGCAUGUUGCUGGCCUCCGUGGUCAAGCUUCAGGUCAACCUCAGCCUUCUCCGGCUGAGUCGCCUAAUCCGAGUUCUUCGCGCGAUCCGGGUGUUCAUCUCCAUACCCGAGUUCUACCUGCUCGUGACCGGCCUCUACUCUUCCAUCAAGGCGAUCCUCUUUGGCUCGAUGAUGCUCCUCUUUGUGAUCAUCUUCUGGGCCAUCGUGGCGGUGGAGCUGCUCCAUCCCGUCAUGUCGCGUUUGGAGGCCGAGUGGAUCCGGCUGCAUUGCCCGGAGUGCAUGUAUCGAUUCGCGGACGUCUUCAGCGCCGGAGUCACGCUGUUUCAGCAGAUUGUUGCUGGCGACUCAUGGGGGCAGAUCUCGCUGCCGCUCAUUGCCGAAAACCCAUGGAUCGCGGUGAUGCUCUUCAUCAUUAUGAUGACGAUCUCGUUGGGCGUCAUGAACCUGAUCCUGGCAGUCAUCGUGGAAAGAGCUACCGAAGCGAGAGAAAAUGAUCAUGAGCAGAGGGUCAAGCAGAAGGCGCAGGAACGCGCCAAGAACAUGGUGGAGCUGGCUGUUCUCUGCGCGAACUUGGAUAAGGACCAAAGCGGCACGGUGUCGUUGGAGGAGAUGCAGAGCGGAUACGAUCAUGACAAGGAUUUCAAGAAGCUCAUGGACCAGAUGGACAUCAAGAGGGAUGA